UCUGUUGUGCCCGGACCUGUGAGCUUCUCGUAGAAGUGAAGUUUGUGGCAUCCUAAUCACAGCCAGGCAGCGCUGGGCAAGGAGUUUUGGAGCGAUUGCGGAUGGGCAUGACGCUCGGGUUCCUGGGGGACACCUGCCGGUCAACCGUGGCUGAGGAUCAGUGGAGUUCAGGAGAAUUCUGUGAGAAGAAGGGAGAGGAGCCGGACAUGAAGAGGAAGAGAGAACAGCCCAGAGAAUUCAGCCCCGGGGACCACCCUAGCGGCUUGGUUGGUUUACACAACAUUGGGCAGACCUGUUGCCUUAACUCCUUGAUUCAGGUAUUCAUAAUGAACACGGAUUUCACCAAGAUAUUGAAGAGGAUAACAGUGCCAAAGGGCUCAGAAGAGCAGAGGAGAAGUGUUCCCUACCAGCUACUGCUGCUGCUGGAGAAGAUGCAGGACAGCCGGCAGAAGGCAGUGCGGCCCACAGACCUGGCCUGCUGCCUCCAGAAGAACAACGUGCCACUGUUUGUCCAGCACGAUGCUGCUCAGCUGUACCUUAUAGUGUGGAACCUGAUCAAGGACCAAAUCAUGGACACAGAGUUGGCAGAGAGGCUGACGGCCUUGUACACUAUCCGGGUGAAAGAGACCUUGGUGUGUCUAGACUGCGCCAUGGAAAGCAGCACAGACAGUAGCUUGCUGACCCUUCCUCUAUCUCUUUUUGAUGUGGACUCGAAACCCCUUAGAACACUGGAGGAUGCCCUGCGCUGUUUCUUCCAGUCCAGGGAACUAUGCAACAAAAGCAAAUUCUUCUGUCAGAACUGUGGGAAGAAAACAUGUAGGAAACAGGCCUCAAAGCUCACCCAUUUGCCCCAAACUUUGACCAUCCACCUCAUGCGGUUCUCCAUCAAGAAUUCAAGGACAGAAAAGGUCUGCCAUUCGCUAUACUUCCCUGAGAGCUUGGACUUCAGUCAGGUUCUUCCCAGUGAGCAGCACAUCAGUGAAACGGAGGAACAGGAUGAAGGGCAGUAUGAACUCUUUGCUGUGAUUGCCCACAUGGGGAUGGCUGACUUUGGUCAUUACUGCGCCUACAUCCGGAACCCGGUGGAUGGAAAGUGGUUCUGCUUCAAUGACUCGCAUGUUUGUUGGGUAUCCUGGAAGGACAUCCAGUGCACCUAUGGGAAUCACAGCUACCGCUGGCAGGAAACAGCAUAUCUUCUGGUUUACAUGAAGAUCGAGUCCUGAUACAGUCUAAACCUCUGGAAACUGACAAGCAAUUGUUUUCUUUUUCUUUUUCCUGGAUCUGGUAGACUCUUCUAAGAGGCUUUGGGGUGACACAAAGCGUCAUUUUCCAGUGUAUAUGUAAAUGUUAUGCACAGCCACGUGUGACUGUUGCUGUGGUUUGAAUGUGGCUUGCGUGCGGGAGGCCUGGUCUCCAGCCUGGCAGUGUUGAGGUGGUAGAAGCUCUAAGAGGCAAAGCCUGGUGAGAAGUAACAAGGUCCAAGUGGCCCCCAAAUCUGCACACCGAUGGUGCCCUUCCCAUGCCUCAGUCACAUUUGGAUGCAAUGAAGAGGGCUCUUGCCAAGAUGUCAGUACUAUGCUGGUUGAACCCUCCAGCCACCAGAAUUAUGAACCAAAUAAACUCCUUACUUUACAAAG
This is a messenger RNA of Octodon degus (degu), 1637 nucleotides long. It is a transcript of the gene Usp18, whose product is annotated as ubiquitin specific peptidase 18. Gene Ontology annotation, cellular component: cytosol; nucleus. Lineage: Eukaryota; Metazoa; Chordata; Mammalia; Rodentia; Octodontidae. Gene Ontology annotation, biological process: protein deubiquitination. Bases 102 to 1223 code for a protein of 373 amino acids. Gene Ontology annotation, molecular function: cysteine-type endopeptidase activity; cysteine-type deubiquitinase activity. The record is from RefSeq and is a predicted model, not a curated record. The transcript has 10 exons.